This is a messenger RNA of Astyanax mexicanus (Mexican tetra), 4821 nucleotides long. RefSeq names its product collagen, type XV, alpha 1a (gene col15a1a). Gene Ontology annotation, cellular component: basement membrane. Lineage: Eukaryota; Metazoa; Chordata; Actinopteri; Characiformes; Acestrorhamphidae. The transcript is spliced from 42 exons. The record is from RefSeq and is a predicted model, not a curated record. The coding region runs from base 282 to 4082 and encodes 1266 amino acids.
CAGGGCGCGCGCCGUCCCUCAGCCUGUGGGGAGUGGAUAAAGUGCAGCUCCAGCGCGAGACUCAGGUUUCACUGUUUUUCCGUGGGCCGCCUGAACUCGGCCGGACUGAGACCGCCUUUGUUCAGCGGAGAGAGUGAGAGAGAGGGAGGUGAAGGAGGAGAGAGCGCGAGCAGGAGCGAGCGAGAGAGAGAGAGAGAGAGAGAGAGAGAGAGAGAGAGAGAGAGAGAGGAGAGGGGCAUCCUGGUGCGCGCGCGCUGCUGCAGGACCGCUGAGACUGUGCCAUGGCUCGGGGAGACACUGCACUUCUGAGAGUGACUCUGAGGCUCCUCUGCCUCGCUGCUCUGUGGCACUGCCAUCCGGGGACUGCCUUCCAGCUGCAGGACGAGAGGGGAUCGAGUGGGCAGCUGGAUCUGACGGAGCUAAUCGGUGUUCCUCUCCCUCCCUCUGUCUCCUUCAUCACCGGAUUCGAGGGUUUCCCUGCAUACAGCUUUGGUCCUGAUGCCAACGUGGGCCGCCUCACGCGUUCCUUCAUCCCGGACCCUUUCUUCCAGGACUUUGCCAUCAUCGUCACUGCCAAGCCCACCACUCGCCGUGGAGGAGUCCUCUUCGCCAUCACUGACGCCCUGCAGAAGAUCGUGCACUUAGGAGUAGCGUUAGCGCCAGUGGAAGAUGGCUCACAGCGAGUGGUUCUGUACUACACUGAACCAGGAUCCACACGCACUCAGGAGGCUGCUUCCUUUAAGAUGGGGGACCUGACGGGCCGCUGGGCCAGGUUCACUCUGGUGGUGCAGGGCGAGGAGGUGAAGCUCUAUAUGGAUUGUGAGGAGCACCACAGGGUGGCUUUCCACAGGAGCCAGGAGAGGCUGACCUUCCAGCCCAGCUCUGGGAUCUUCGUGGGGAAUGCAGGAGGGACCAGGCUGGAGAGGUUUGUGGGAUCUAUCCAGCAGUUAGUGCUGACUCCAGACCCGCGAGCCCCUGAUGAGCAGUGUGAGGAGGAUGACCCCUAUGCAUCUGGGUACGGCAGUGGGGAUGACGUAUAUGAUGACACAGAGACGAUGGACGAAGUGAAGAAAGUAGUAGAAGAGAGAAAAUUCCCCCUGCAGGAAGAGGAGGAAGAUGAGACCAUUCCUGUCAGAGCGCCCCCUACUGAAGCAUCCGCUGUAGCUCCAUCUGAUGAUGAGGACCUGGAGGAGGAGGGGUCCUCUGGACAAGAGAUUGAGGUCAUCAAUGAGAAAAAACCAACCAAGAUGGAAGAAGCAGUUUAUCAAAAAGGAGACGAGUACCCCUUAAUGGUGCCAGGACACAAAGGAGAGAAAGGAGAACGAGGAGAUCCUGGACCUCCUGGAGCUCCAGGACUUCCAGGCACAUCUAGUCCAUCAGGUCCAAGAGGAGACAACGCCGAAUGGUUUGGAACGCCAGGAGCAAAGGGCCCACCAGGACCUCCCGGCACUCCAGGGAAAGAUGGCCUACCUGGCAGCCGUGGAAAUGAUGGAGCACAAGGUGAAACUGGAACUCCAGGUUUUCCAGGCCUUCCAGGUGAUCCAGGACUCAAAGGGGAAAAGGGUGAUGCUGGAGUUGGUCAACCUGGACCACCUGGGCCUCCAGGACCACCAGGACGAUCAGGGAGGAUUCCAUACGUGGAUGCCAUUGAUGGCUCUGGAUUUGAGGACUUUGACAGCGAUACUGAAGUCAUCAGGGGUCCACCGGGUCCUCCAGGGCCUCCGGGGCAGCCUGGCCCUCCUGGCUCCUCCGCAGGUCUCUCUCAAGGACCAACAGGGCCUCCAGGAGCACCUGGGAAAGAUGGGAAGGAUGGAGAGAUGGGUAAACCUGGAAUCCCAGGUAUUAAUGGCAGGGAUGGUCAACCAGGACAAGAGGGAUUGAAGGGAGAGAAGGGUGAAGCAGGGUUGCCUGGACUGGCAGGGUCAAAGGGUGAUCCAGGCCAGCCAGGUGUCCCAGGACUUCCAGGACCUGUAGGACCAGAAGGUCCGAAGGGGCAGCCAGGUCUUCCAGGACCACCUGGGCCUCCAGGCCCACCAGCACGCUUCAGUUUUGAUGCCCUGGAUUCUGAAGGCUCAGGACUGGGUGCAGGCAGUGGUUUCAGGCCCAUGCUCCCUAAAGGGCCACCUGGUCUUCCAGGCCUACCUGGCCCCAGAGGACCACAGGGUAAAGAUGGUGCGGAUGGUCCUCCUGGUGCCUCAGUAAAGGGGGAGCCUGGACCUCAAGGACCGGAUGGGUUACCUGGACCACCUGGGCUUCCUGGAAGAAAUGGAGAGAGAGGAGAGAAAGGUGAUAUGGGAGAGAAGGGAGAGAGAGGUCAGGAUGGGCUUAGUCUUCCUGGCCCACCAGGGCCACCCGGACCACCAGGACCUGUCAUUAACCUCCAGGAUUUAAUGCUGAAUGACACUGAUGGCGUCUACAACUUCUCAGGGAUUUAUGAACCAGUGGGGCCAAGAGGUCCAAAGGGUGACACUGGAGUUCAGGGUGCUCCAGGCCUAAAGGGUCAGAAAGGCGAACCAGGCAUCACACUUGCUGCAGAUGGGACUGUCUUAUCUGGAGUGACGGGGCCGCAGGGGCCGAAAGGAAUGAAGGGUGAAAUUGGUGUCUCUGGACCUCCUGGAAUAAGAGGCCCUGUCGGACCAGCCGGACCUAAUGGGGAAUUUGGGUUUCCUGGACGUCCGGGUCGUUCUGGUAUAAAUGGACGCAAGGGAGAAAAAGGAGACUCGUCUGGACUACCGGGCCCACCUGGUCCUCCUGGCCCACCUGGACGUCCUGGGAUAUUUAGCUGCCCUAAAGGAACAGUGUUCCCGGUUCCUCCUCGGCCUCACUGCAAGAAGACUAUCAAUGGAGAUUCUACUUCAGAGGGAGCUAACUGUACAUCCUCAGGAGCCAAAGGGGAGAAAGGUGAAAGAGGGCUCCCAGGGCCCCCUGGACCCGCAAUUCCGAUGCUGGAAGCAGGCAGUACGGGGCAGAAAGGUGACCUGGGCUUCCGGGGAGAGAAAGGGGAGAACGGAGAAGCCGGCAUGCCAGGGCUACCUGGAAGAUCUGGGCUUGUGGGUCCUAAAGGAGAUUCCAUCAUUGGGCCUCCUGGUCGUCCAGGACUACAGGGACCUCCUGGAGCCCCUGGCAUUGGGCGAGCAGGUGCGACUGGACCACCAGGACCACCUGGACCCCCCGGGCCACCUGGCUACAGCUCCGGUGCUGCUUACCCUGGCCCACCUGGGCCACGUGGACCUCCUGGUCCACCUGGACAAGCUUCUACAUCCUCUAGCUCAGUAAAGAAAUACUCAAGCCUAGAAGCAUUGAAGCGUGAUUCAUACAUGGAAGAAGUGGGGACAUUCGCCUUGGUUACAGACACAUAUAAACUCUACCUCAAAGUGUCAGGAGGUUGGAGAGAGAUUCAGCUGGGAGGACUGGUGGAGGUGUAUCCUUCUCAGUUCCUGUCACAGGAUGAUGCUGGCCCCUUAAUGCUGACCCCUCGACUCAGCAAUACCCCUACAAUCCACACAGGAAGUGCGCUCAGGCUGGUUGCCCUGAACACGCCACAGACUGGGGACCUGGGCUCCAUCCACUCAGCGAACAGGCAGUGCCGGCUGCAGGCUCAGGCUAUGGGGAUACGAGACGUGUACAAGGCCUUCCUCUCUCACCACCUGCAGGACCUGAGCGACGUGGUGCAGGCACCCUACCGCACCAGCAUACCCAUUGUUAACCUCAGGGGUGAGAUUCUGUUCAAGAACUGGGAGAGCAUCUUCUCCAACCAUCUCCUCCCUUCUGGGAUCCCCCUCUACUCGUUUGAUGGACGGGAUGUGAUGAGCGAUCCCUUCUGGCCACAGAAGGCCAUAUGGCACGGUUCCUCAGAGGGUGGCAGGCGUCUGGAUGAUAAGAACUGCGAGUCGUGGAGGGCAGGCGACAUGGCCAUCACCGGUCAGGCUUCCUUCCUCUACAGCGGCCUGCUGAGUCAGCAGACCCGCAGCUGCUCCAACCACUUCAUCAUCCUGUGCAUCGAGACCAGUCCCGACCACAACACCAUCGAAGAGCUCAGACGGGCACAGUACCGCCACAGACGCUGGCAUUACAGAUACUAACGUCUGUGCCACACUACACAGCCUCUGCCACCAGACCGUCAACAUUCCAGAAGGUGUAAAUAUACGUAAGCUGAUCGAAGACCACAUCCAUUCGUCCAGAAGCCAAUAAGCCGCCACAGUGCGGCUCUUUUAUCAGGUUUUCACCACAUGGACAUCCGUAGCAAAAGCAAAGCCAUUUCUCUCCGAAUGUAAAGUGGCGUGACGUCCGUGUCUCAGCAGAGGGAUGCACCGGGCCUCAACCCCAAACUCGCUAUUUUGAUGCACUGUAUUUUCUCAUUUUUCUUAUUUUGUUUUUCAGUUCCGAUUCUCCAAAUCCAUAGAUGUCUGCUUUUUUUGUUACAUCGAGUCAUCGUUUCAUCUUGAAUAACAAAAGUGUCAGUAUUUAAUUUAAUUUCAGUGUUUUUUAUUUAUACCUGACCGCACAUAAUCUAAAUAUGUCAGAAAGAUUAAGGAUGAAUAUGUAAUUUAUAGUUCCAGUUGUUCAGAUGAACCCUGCUCCUGUUUUAAUGCCUCAUUGAUAAAAGAGAAGAUUUUAUACGGCAUCUCUGUUGAUGAAAAUGAUUUUCCUUUUUUUUGUAGCUCAUGGAAAUGUGACUGCAGAUUGUUUUUCCAGAGCGUAAAAAGUCCUUUCUUUCCAGUGUGCAUCAAUUUUAGAACUAAAAACUUGAGCAGUGUUUAGAGAGGAGGAGUAUUUUUUAUUGUAACUGGUGCCUAUGGAAUAAAACCUCUUUUUCAAAUA